Molecule: messenger RNA, 1014 nt
Organism: Merops nubicus (carmine bee-eater)
Lineage: Eukaryota; Metazoa; Chordata; Aves; Coraciiformes; Meropidae
Gene: METTL4
Product: methyltransferase like 4
Exons: 7
Cellular component (GO): cytosol; RNA N6-methyladenosine methyltransferase complex; nucleus
Molecular function (GO): RNA methyltransferase activity; nucleic acid binding; site-specific DNA-methyltransferase (adenine-specific) activity
Source: RefSeq, a predicted model, not a curated record
AAGCGCAAGAGGAAACGUGUGUUCAACCAGGGUGAGCUGGACGCCUUGGAGUACCACUCAAAGGUGAGGAGGCUCAUUCGGGAGGGCACGUCGUGCCUGGUGCAGGCGGGGCUGCGCAGCGGUUUCCUCCAGCGCCCCGCCGAGCAGAGCUGCAGGGGCAGAGUGGCUCCUGGCCACGCUGGCUGCGGCCUGGCUGAGCUGUGUGACAUGGCAAAGCAGUUUCCAGCUGUGAGGGACAGCCACUGCCCAGCUGUGCACGUGCUAGAUGAGGAGACCUCUGCUCCAGAGCAGGACCUGCUUUCGUGCGUUACAGAAAACUCAUCAAGCUGGGCAAAGAUUGUUGAGCUGAUGGGACAGAAGUACUUGGUGCCACCAAAAAGCAGUUUCCUGCUGUCUGAUAUUUCAUAUUUACAGCCCCUGCUGAACUACAAGAAGAAAUAUGAUGUAAUUGUGAUUGACCCACCCUGGGAGAACAAGUCUGUUAAAAGGAGUAACAGGUACGGGCACUUGCCUGCGUGGCAGGUGAAGCAGGUUCCUGUGCCAGCACUGGCUGCCCCUGGCUGCCUGGUGGCCACCUGGGUGACUAACAGACAGAAGCACUUACGUUUUGUUAAGGAUGAGCUUUAUCCUCACUGGUCUGUGGAAACACUGGCUGAGUGGCACUGGGUCAAAAUUACCAGAGCUGGAGAAUUUGUGUUUCCUUUGGAUUCUUUGCACAAAAAGCCUUAUGAAGUUCUUGUGCUGGGGAGAGUUCAAGGAGAUGUGAAGGAAGCUGUAAGGAAAUCUGAGGAUGCAGUUCCAAUUCCAGAACACCAGCUCAUUGUCAGUGUGCCCUGCAGCCUGCACUCACACAAACCUCCUCUUGCAGCAGUCCUGGCAGAGUUUAUCCAGCCAGAUGCAGAGUGCUUGGAGCUGUUUGCUCGCAACCUACAGCCUGGCUGGACCAGCUGGGGCAACGAGGUCCUGAAGUUUCAGCACAUGGACUAUUUCACUCUGCUGCAGGAGGAAAGCUGA